Plasmodium gallinaceum is the source of this 2163-nucleotide messenger RNA. Its product is annotated as conserved Plasmodium protein, unknown function. Bases 1 to 2163 code for a protein of 720 amino acids. The transcript has 2 exons. The record is from RefSeq and is a predicted model, not a curated record. NCBI's taxonomy places the organism in Eukaryota, Apicomplexa, Aconoidasida, Haemosporida, Plasmodiidae.
AUGAGAAGCAUUUUAAAAAAAGUAAAAUUUGCAGAAAAUGGAAAAUUUCAAAGGUUCCAUUAUUGUACAUCUGAAACAACCAAUAAAGAAAAUUCUAUAAUUAACUAUAAAAUGAUAUUAGGUUUAAAAAAAAUAGAAAUAUCUAAUUUAUCAUCUUUGUGUAGAGAUUUUCAUAAUAUUUUUAGAAUAGACAAAUAUCAAUUAUUAAAGUAUACAAAUGAAAUAUUACCUUUUAUAAAAUUCAUGAGAACAAGUGAAAUAGUGAUGAUCUUACAUCAUUAUUCUUUUAUAAAUUAUAAUAAUUUUAACUUUUAUAAUAGUAUAUGGAAUCAAAUUAUUAACAGAUUAUAUGAUAUUGAUUGCAAAGAAUUGGCAUUAAUUAUAUAUAGUAUGGGGAAAAUAAAAUACAUUAAUAAAGAUAUGAUUUUGUUUUUUGAAAAUGAAAUAAAAAAAUGGAUAAAUAAAUUUAGUGGAAGAGAUUGCUCAUUAAUAUUGAAAGGAAUGAAAAAUUUAAAUUAUAACAAUGAUGAAAUAUAUGAAUUACUUCAUGAAAGAAUUUUAAAUAUUUCUGAUGAUUUAAAUAUUUUAGAUAUAUGUAUCAUUUUGAAUACUCACAGUAAAUAUAAAAACGUGAAUUUAAAUUUAUUUGAAAUUUUAUUAAAUAAAUCUUUAACAUAUUUUUCUGUUAUAAAUGAGCAAUGUAUAGGUUCAAUAUUGUGGAGUAUUAGCAAUGCUAACAUUAAAGCAGAAAAAUACUUUUCUUUAUUAGGAUUAAAGUUAAGGUCACUUAUGUAUGAAAAGUUGGUGAAAAAUAAAAAAAUAAAAGAGAACAAUGAAAUUGUUGGUGAAAAUAUUAAUAAUAGUAAAAAGAGUUCAAAGGAAGAUAUGCAUAUUAUCAAUAAUGAAAAAAUUGAAUUAAAUAGUAAUAAUAAUAAUAAUAAUCAGAAAUAUUUAGAUAAUGAAGAUGUUUCUAAUGUAAUAAAUUAUAAAAAGACUAAAAGAAACACAAAUGAUUUAAGUGCUAAUAAUGAUAAUAUUCAAAAUAAUCUAAAUGCUAUUGAGAAUAACUUAAAUAAUAAUUCUGAUGAUUUAGAUGAUUUGAAUUUAGAAAUAAGUUCUCAUAAUUCCUGCAAAUACUCAAAUUUAUUACCAUCCAUCAUUUAUUCUUAUGGGAAACAAAGAACCUAUUUGAAAUAUAAUAUUAAUAUAGAUAAGAAUUUAUAUAAUGACAUUAUUAAUAGUUAUAAUGUAGAGCAUGAACUUAAUGUUGCACCUGUGGAAACUGUUUAUUUAUAUGAUAUAUCUAAAAAAAUGAUAAAAGAAAAAAAUGUUUUUAAUAAUGCUAAUGAUAAAAAAAAUAAAUUAAAAAAAUUUCAGAAUAAAAAGUAUUAUCAAGACAUUAUUUAUAUAAUUAAUAAUUAUCUUACUUUUUUUCUAAAUGAAGUACAUUACAAUGACUUAAAAAAUAUUUUAUUUGGAAUAGCAAAAAUUGAAAUGCCUGUUAAUAAAAAAUUAUUGAGCGAUAUUUUUGAAUUAAUUAUUACAUAUGUAAAUCAAAACAUGUAUAAGCAUUAUGAAAUUAUUAAUUUAUCUAGAUCUCUUUCAUUAAUUCCACAUGUAAAUUCAAAUAUAUGGAAGAUCUUAUUAGAGAAUUAUAAAAAUAAUUUUUUAUCUAGCACUCAUGUUAAAAAUAAUAGUUACUUAUUUUAUAUAUUUUCGUUCAUAAAAAAUAAUCUUAAUAAUUAUAAUUUUGAUUCAUAUUUAAUUGAACAUAUAAAUAAAAAAAUUAAUAGCAUCAAUAAAGACGAUAUUAUAUACUUAAUAAAGGGACUAAUAAAUCUUAAUUAUUAUCACAAUGAAUUAGUUAACAACAUUUCCAAAUACAUUGAGAAAAACUAUGAAAAUUUUAACUUAAUUGACAUUGUUUAUAUUUUAAAGUAUUUCACAUUAAUGAAUUUAAGAAAUACCAACAUUUUUAGCCUGUUUGCAAAAACAAUAAAGAAAAAAAAUAUAAAAUGUAAUUUUGAACUUAUUUCAACAGUUGCUUCAUUUUAUUUAGAGAUGAAUAUAUUUCCAAAAAUAAUUGAAGAUAUACUAAUAGAUGAAAAAAGAAAAAAUGAAAAAAGUUAUAAAACAGAAGAAAUUCAGUGUGAUGAAGAAUAA